AUGAGCAGCGAUCAAGCUACCAAGCACGAGCCCGAGACGUUGGCUACAUUGCCGACGAACUCUCAAGAUGUCGAAGUCCAGGUCAUCGACGCCCCUAUAGCUCACGAUGCUGUCUUUGGUGAUAUCACAGGUGACGGACCCAACUACCGCAAUGUUGGGUGGCUAGGAACAGCUGCUUUAAUGAUGAAGACCCAGAUCGGCCUGGGCAUUCUAUCCAUCCCAUCGGCCUUCCAUACCCUCGGUAUCAUUCCUGGAGUCAUUUGUCUCCUCCUCAUAGGAGGUAUCACAACGUGGUCCAACUAUGUGAUUGGUACCUUCAAACUCAACCAUCGCGAGGUUUACGACAUUGGAGACGCGGGAGGUAUCCUGUUUGGACGAAUUGGGCGAGAGUUUCUUGGCCUGAGUUUUGCCUUGUUUACCGUCUUCGCUAUUGCGUCCGGUAUCCUUGGAAUCUCGAUUAGCUUCAAUGCUUUAUCGGACCAUGGAGCCUGCACUGCUGUUUUUGUUGCAGUAGCAUCCAUCAUCGUCUUCUGCUGUGCCAGUAUCCGUACACUAGGUCGAAUGAGCUGGUUGGCCUGGGUUGGGCUUAUUCCUCUGCUGAUUGCCGUCUACCUUGUCACCAUCGCCGUCGGUGUCCAAGAUCGACCCUCUGCCGCGCCCAAGAUGAACACAGACGAGAAGUGGAUGUCAGACUGGAAACUUGUUGGUAACCCGACAUUUAUCGAUGCCAUGGCUGCGCUUUCGACCAUUGUCUUUGCCUACGCGGGUACACCCCUUUUCUUCCCCAUCGCGGCCGAGAUGCGUGAGCCACGCCACUACACAAAGGCCAUGCUUCUCUGCCAGGGUGUCGCAACAGCUACAUACCUUACUGUAGGAAUCAUAAUCUACUACUUCUGUGGCUCUUAUGUUGCUACGCCUGCUCUGGGCUCGGCUGGUAAGACUAUCAAGAAAGUUGCGUAUGGUCUUGCUCUACCAGGACUUAUCGUUGGUGCGACCAUCAAUACUCAUGUGACUGGAAAGUAUGCGUUCGUUCGAAUCCUUCGAGGCUCAGAGCAUCUCACAGCAAACACUGUCACUCAUUGGGUUACAUGGUUGGGUCUUAUCUUCAGCACUGCUCUGUUUGCAUACAUCAUAGCUAGUGCCAUCCCAGUAUUUGGAAGUCUUGUUUCUCUUGUUGGAGCUCUGCUCGGUACUCUUCAAGCAUUCCAACCGUACGGUUGCUUCUGGCUGUACGACAACUGGAGGAAGGGCAAGCAGGAAAUGUCUCUACGAUGGAUUCUCAUGGUUGCAUGGAGUGUAUUUGUCAUCGUUUCAGGAACAUUCUUGAUGAUUGCUGGAACGUAUGGUUCCGUCAUUGGAGUUAUCGAGUCUGGUAAGAAAGGAGGUGGUCGUCCUUGGUCUUGUGCAGACAACUCCAACUCUGUAGCAACCUAG
Molecule: messenger RNA, 1434 nt
Organism: Fusarium poae
Lineage: Eukaryota; Fungi; Ascomycota; Sordariomycetes; Hypocreales; Nectriaceae
Exons: 5
Coding region: 1-1434 (477 amino acids)
Biological process (GO): amino acid transmembrane transport
Cellular component (GO): vacuolar membrane
Molecular function (GO): amino acid transmembrane transporter activity
Source: RefSeq, a predicted model, not a curated record